Messenger RNA from Pelagomonas calceolata, 1987 nucleotides. The record is from the annotation of a GenBank genome assembly. Lineage: Eukaryota; Pelagophyceae; Pelagomonadales; Pelagomonadaceae.
AUGGCCCAGCAGCAACGCUACCAGGUCUUCCACGAGCCCGCCGGCGCAUCACAAACGCGCUGGGUCCACGACAGCGCUGCCGGAGAUGAGCCAUCCCUGGCCGCGGCGCGCGCGGCGGCGGACCGCGCGCGUCAGGGCGGCGGCGCGUGCACGCUGCUCGAGGACGGCCGCGUCGCGCAGACGUGGAACGACCCGCUCAAGCCGGCGCCGCCGCAGCCCGCGGGCUGGCUCGUCAACGCCGGGAGCUACCGCAAGGACGCGCGCCACGAGCUCCACGCGCAAGCGCGGGUUUUGGGAAGGCGGUCCCAGAGCGACGCGAGCGACAAGCUCGACCUCGACAUCGCUUCCAGUGAAACGGGCGUGUCGCGGCGCCAGUGCUCCGUGCAAAUUGUUGAUGGCGCGUGUCGCGCCGCGGGGCUCUCGGCGGCGCAGGCGUCGGGCAUCCUGCGAAGGGACGGCGCGCGCGACAUCCUGCGGGCCAGCGAGACGAAGGAAUUAUGUGAGGGCGACAUAUUGAUACUGGACCCGCUCAACGCACCCUACCGCCCGGGCGCGCCGCUGUCGCCGGUCCUGCCGGCGGCCGUGCGCUUCGCGUAUAGAGUUGUCGUCGCGCCGGCGCCGGCGGCGCCGCCACAAAGCUUCUUCGGGAAGGUGGCCGCGACGGUGCGGUCGUGGACGGGCCGCGGCGCGGCCGCGCCCGAAGCGACGCCGUCGAUCAAGGAGAUGAAGGCAGCUAUAAUAAAAGCGGGCCUGUCCGUGGCGGACCUCGUGGAGAAGGCGGACGUCGUCGAGCGCUACCGCGAGGCGCUUUCCAAGGAGCUCCCGGAGGCGCCGAAGGAGGCGUCGCCGGCGCCGGCGCCCGCGUCCACUACGAAACCGAAGCGCAAGCGCCGCACGAUCGCCGAGAGCGACGACGAGGACGAACCGGCACCGAUGGACACGACGGACGAGGCGCCGCGUUUUGAGGUAGGCGACACCGUCGAGGUCGCCGCGCGCACGUUCCCGGGCAUCAACAAGGCCGGCGGGCCGGGCACGAUCACGAAGAUAAACGACGAACGGAGUAUCGAUGGAGGCCCCAUGCGCGACGGGUCGGAGAAGAGGACCACGGGUUUUACGUAUGCCGUCAAGUAUACGAUGGGAGGCUCUGAGAAGCGCGUCGACGCGCAGUGGAUCACAAAAAGUAAAAAUGAGGAGGAGGAGGACGCGGACGCCUUCGCCGUGGGCGACCGCGUCGAGGCGCGCUGGGGCAAGGGCACGACGUGGUACCCCGGGGCCGUCACGAAAGUGCGCCCCCCGAAGACGCGCGGCCGCUCGUCCACCUUCGACGUGCUCUAUGAUGAUGGAGAGACUGAAGAAAACGUGCAGCCCGAGGACAUGCGUCAACCGCGGAGCUCGACGCUGAGGAGGCCGUCGCCCAAACGCGUGAAGACGCCCGCCGCCGCGAAGAAGCGCCCCGUGACGACGACGGAGGACCGAGUACCGCGCGACACGCGGAAGCGGUGGCCCGCGAAAGUCGCGAACAUCGUCGACGACCUCGUCGUCGACGGCGCGGACCUGCCGCGCGUCCUGGACUUAUUUCGGGACCGGUGCGUGGUCCGGGGCGAGGUGCCGUUGGAUCGCACUCUCAAAGGUUUGUUGCGGGCCCUCUCCAAAACGGCGGACCCGCGCGCCGCGGACUUGCUGCGGGCGUGCCUCGCCCUUUCUGUUGAAGAGGAUCUAGAUGAUGCGUCGUUAGAUGAAGACGCUUUGCUAGAGAGGCUGGAGAACGAGCUGGGCUUCGACGCCGGGGACCGGCGCGACGCGCUGCUGGACAGGCUCGCCCAUUCCGACGCGGCCGCGGCGGAGGCCUUGGGUGCGGCGCCGAACGCCGCGGGCGCGGGCCGGCGGACGGCCGCUUUGGCUGGUGGGGCGGGCGUCGCGGCACCAAAAGGCGACGGGCCGCUGGACGUGCUCGUGCGGGGGAUCCUGUCGGCGGCUUAGUAAUACC